Canis lupus familiaris (dog) is the source of this 2533-nucleotide messenger RNA. RefSeq names its product AT-rich interaction domain 3C (gene ARID3C). The coding region runs from base 431 to 1666 and encodes 411 amino acids. NCBI's taxonomy places the organism in Eukaryota, Metazoa, Chordata, Mammalia, Carnivora, Canidae. Gene Ontology annotation, cellular component: nucleus. The transcript is spliced from 7 exons. Gene Ontology annotation, molecular function: DNA binding. Gene Ontology annotation, biological process: regulation of transcription by RNA polymerase II. The record is from RefSeq and is a predicted model, not a curated record.
UUCUGUUUCUCUAUCUCUCCUGUCAUUGUCUCUCCCUUGGAUCUCGCUCGUGCGCUCUCCUCCCCCCUUCCCCUCCCUUUCUCUGUUUCUUCGUCCUUGUCACCCUCUCUGAUCUGCUUGGUCUCUAUCUAUCCUCUGUCAAUGUUCAUUUCUGUCUCUUUGGGUCUGGGCUCGUGUCUCUCCUGCUCUUUCUACUUCUGUCUCUUCUCUUCUUCUGUCUCUGUCCAUCUCUGAGAAAGCUAUCUUUCUGCUUUUUUCUUAUGGCCCCCGACACUUCCCUGAAUCAAUGACCACCUCCUCUUGUGCUGGGGGUUAUGGGGACAGCAGGGCCCAACACUCAUAAUUCCCACCCCCACAGGCGGCCCUUUCCUCGGGGCCCCGCCUGGUGCCAGCCCCCCCACAAGCGGGGGGACUGCGCCUGGAAGCUGUAAUGGAGGCCCUGCAGAGGCAGCAGGCAGCCCGACUGGCCCAAGGGGUGGGGCCAUUGGUCCCUCCGCACCCACUGCCACCACCACUACCUCUCUUGCCCGGCCCCCGGACCCUACAGGCCCCUGAGGGGGCCUUGGGGGAGGUUGGGACAGAAGAAGAGGAGGAUGCUGAAGAGGAUGAGGAAGGGGAGGAAGCCGGGGCAGAGGAGGAGGCAACCGAGGAGAGCCAUACAGGGACCCGGGGCCCCAGCUCACCUUCCAGCCAACCUCCUGGACCUCAUCCCCAUGAAUGGACCUACGAGGAACAGUUCAAGCAGCUGUACGAGCUUGAUGCAGACCCCAAGAGGAAGGAAUUUCUGGAUGACCUGUUUAGCUUCAUGCAGAAGAGGGGGACGCCAGUGAACCGCGUGCCCAUCAUGGCGAAGCAGGUGCUGGACCUGUACGCGCUCUUUCGCCUGGUGACCGCCAAAGGUGGCCUGGUGGAAGUCAUCAACCGCAAGGUGUGGAGGGAGGUCACGCGCGGCCUCAGCCUGCCCACCACCAUCACGUCGGCAGCCUUCACUCUACGCACCCAGUACAUGAAGUACCUGUACCCCUACGAGUGCGAGACGCGGGCUCUCAGCUCCCCGGGGGAGCUCCAGGCAGCCAUCGACAGCAACCGGCGCGAGGGCCGUCGUCAGGCUUAUACCGCCGCCCCGCUGUACGGCUUAGCCGGCCCUACCCCUCGGGGACCUCCCGGCCAAAUCUCCACUCCUGGAGCCGCAGCGCCCGCGCCCACGCCCAGCCCCCGCCCUGCCCCCGGCUCCGCCUCCGGCCUACCGGCGCACGCCUGCGCGCAGCUCAGCCGGAGCCCCAUUAAGAAAGAGGAAAGUGGAAUUCCAGCCCCUCGACUGGCACUGCCUGUGGGCCUGGCUUUGGGGCCUACAAGGGAGAAAUUGGCACCAGAGGAGCCCCCAGAGAAGAGGGCUGUGCUGAUGGGGCACAUGGAUCCACCUCGACCUGGAGCUCCCCCCAGUUUCCUGCCCCGUGGCAAGGUUCCUCUGAGGGAAGAGCGGCUGGAUGGGCCUCUCAAUCUGGCAGGAAGUGGUAUCAGCAGUAUCAACAUGGCCCUAGAGAUCAACGGGGUAGUCUACACUGGUGUCCUGUUUGCCCGUCGCCAGUCUGUGCCAGCUUCCCAGGGCCCAACCAACCCUGCACCUCCUCUCCCUACAGGGCCCCCUUCCAGCACCUCACCCUGAGAACUCCCACUUGGAAUAAAGAGUCCUGGCCCCAAUGCUGAGGGUUGGGGGGAGGAGACAUCCCCCACAACUUGAUUCUUCCAGGCUGCCCACUCUAGGACCCAGCCUUGGGAGAGGAUCCCUUACCCACCAUGCCAUGUAGACUUGAAGCCAAAGAGUUUUCUUUUGAUGUUACAUCUACCUCAUUGUAACGGGAGAGCACCUCCUCCCUGGCCAACCCCAGCAGCAUCUACCAAAGAGUUCUGACCCAGUAACCCUCAUCAUCUCCUCAUGUGCCUCCCUGUGUCAAUGUCAUCUCUAGGACCCCACCUCUUCAGAUCAGACCUGCUUCUCUUCAGAAGCCAUGUGAAGGGUUAGGUUGGGUGUUGUGAAGGAGUCGAUCCUCAGGUCACAUCUGCAUAAUAAAGCUGCAGUCCCUCCCUCUCUAGUGCCUACUCUUCUUUUUGUUUGGGUCUGGGGUUGGGGAGGAAUUACUGGUAUACACAGGCUGUGUUGGGCCAGGGGUUUUCAGAAGGGAAGACAGAAUAGUAAAGUUCCAUGAAGGUAGAGGGGCUGGGUUUCUUGAAUCAGACUGCCUGAGUUCAAAUCCUGAUUCUGCUACUAGAGUGUGGAGUGGCCUUGGACAAGACAUUUAAUCGCUUGAACCUUAGAAGACGGCUAAAGAUUAUGAGAUUUCAAGGAGUCUCCUACUAAUCCAUGGGAAUGGACCAAUCCUUAAAUAAUAGGUGUAUUUAUAUGGGCAAUCUCGGGGGAUGGGGUGGGAAACCUCUCUGGUUCCCUGGAAUUAGAAGAAAGGUAAGCAGGAGCUGAAAGCAAGGGUGGGGCUUGACUGGUAGCUGUUGUCUAGGUAACCGCCCACACAGCUUU